Molecule: messenger RNA, 5640 nt
Organism: Nerophis lumbriciformis (worm pipefish)
Lineage: Eukaryota; Metazoa; Chordata; Actinopteri; Syngnathiformes; Syngnathidae
Gene: virma
Product: vir like m6A methyltransferase associated
Biological process (GO): mRNA modification
Cellular component (GO): RNA N6-methyladenosine methyltransferase complex
Molecular function (GO): RNA binding
Source: RefSeq, a predicted model, not a curated record
GGCGGAAGUUGACAAUCGGCCGCUGAUAGCUGAAAGCAAUGGCGGGUGAUUCUUCAACGGAGCUUCUCUUUCUAGAUACGUUUAAACACCAAAGCGCAGAGUUUACCAAUGUGGAUGUGGUGCGCUUCCCCGGCGCGGCAGUCGUCACAGAAAUCCGUGUCAUUCCUCCAGGAAUCAAAGCCCAUAGCAGCUUACCUGACGGCAGAGCAUUCGGAAAGACCUCCCCUCAUGCAUUCCAGCUGGAGCUGUUCUUCAACAACCUCCCCAAACAGAACAGCUCCGCCUUCCACAGACUUGGCAGUCUGGAGUAUGAUGAGAACAAGUCUAUCGUUUUCAGACCCAAUGGAAAGAUCAACACUGAUGGUUUGGUGCUACGUGGCUGGUACACCAAUCUGACCUUGGCUGUGUAUGGGACAGCGGAGCAUUCGCAUGGACAUGACCAAGUCUCCUCCUCGCCUCCACCUCCCCCACCCCCGCAGCAACUUUGCGGCCCCAAAAGACUCAUUAAUAAACAAGAGUGGGAAAAAGACGACCAAUACAAUGGCAGUCCACCCAGACCAGCACCCAGAGGGCCUCGAACUCCGCCAGGUCCUCCACCCCCUGAUGAUGACGACGAGGAGCAGGUCCAAAUGCCGGGAUUGAACAUGGGCGGGGUCAAAGAAGAGCCUUGCGAGGGCCGCGAUGACUCCCUGGAGGCUGUAUCACCAGAAAGAUCCCUGGCUGCCGAUGAAGCGUACUCCGAUGCUGAGCGAGAAGAAGAAGGGGAAGAGGAGGAGCAAGAGGAGGAAGACGACGUGCGGACCGAGGGGAGUGCUCCGGAGGACGAGGAUGAAGAAGAGGACGAUGAGGGUGAGGACGAGGAAAUGGAGGAAGGUGAUGACGGCUAUGAGCAGAUUUCCAGUGACGAAGACGAUCUGGAUAAUGGCACCUUUAAGUUGCCCUCCUUUGACAUGGACUACACUCCUGAGGACCUUGCAUCUGUUCCCCCGGUCCAGUAUGACCCUUAUGAACGAGAACUCCGACCACUGGUCUUUUUUACCCCUCCGUACAAAACACUGUUUGAUACCCAGCUUGAGAAGCCCAGUAUGGAAGACCCUACCAAUUCAGAAGGGGUAGCAGUUGGUGAGGAGACAGACCCAGUUGCACAGCUUAAAGAGCUGCUAGGAAGCAUCAGAGAAGACAGAGACGUCCGUUGGGUCACUGCGCUCGAAGAAGCGUCGGGACUACUCCCCAAGGGCUUGGCGUGUCUCAUUAAAGAGGGUGGGGGGGAAGACCAUGUCAACCUUUUAGCACAGUGGGCUCUCCAAGCGUUAAGUAUGGAGAUUGCCCUCACGCAACCAAUUGCUCUGAACCUCAGACAACUGAAAGCCGGUGCCAAGCUAGCGUCAUACCUAGCAGAGAGUUCACAGGGCCUCACGGCGCUGCUGCAUGGUGGGGCUCUGGACGUGCUGCUGGAUCUGCUUCACAGGGACCAUGUCUCUUCUACAUUAAAACUGAGCCUAAUCAGGGCACUUGAUGCCCUGAUUAGCUCACCUGUUGGGGUAGAGGCUUUUCUAAAUGCCGGCAAGUCAGAGAAAAGUGGCUAUCAGCGUUUAGUCCAGCUAUUCCUGCGUGAUGAGACAGUGAGAGUUAUUACUGCUGGCAAUGCCAUUCUUCAGAAAAGCCACACAUUUGAGGUACUGUUUGACCUCCAGCGUACAGCAGCGGCAUGGAAUGAACCACAGCAGGAGGAAAUGGAGGAUGCUGACAAUGCAAUGGAAGAAGAGCCGGCCCUAACCGCCGCGCCUUUGAGCGAGGCAGAGCUCAAUCGGUUGGUGGGUGUUUUGGAGGAAUUGUACCAGCUGCUGGAGAUGGCCCCUCACUGCAUGGUGCAGCCCCCAGGGAAAGCGUUCCCAACUUCUGCAAGAAUUACGGGACCACAGGAGAGGGACGAUCCAUACCCCACUCUGUACAGGUACAUGCAUGUGUGCCAUUUCCUGGAGAGCACAUCCGUGGUGCUAUCUGCAGCAGCAGCGGCCGGACACUUAGGCGUCACUCAAGCUGUGAGAGAAAUCCUUCGCUUCCUGUCGCUCACACAGUCGGGUUUGCUCUUCCUUCUUGCCCAACCCUCUCCCGCCAACUUACUUUUGAGGCUUCUUGCAUCCGUGGGUGAGACGGAUGGGGAAGAGGCAACCUUUACGGGAGGAGAAGGAGGUCUCCAUGGGCCUAGCUUUGGUGAAGAGGGCUUUGGCGUGUGGCUCAUGCAGGCUCUACAUGCUCUCCAGGGGGUCUCAGAGCUUAUGAGCCAUGUGACCUCAGGAGUAGACGGAGGAGUGGGCUUGGAAGAAGGCGACAACCCGGAGGUCCUGGCCACGCUCCAUUCACUCUAUCUGAUAACCUUCACUGUGACUGGCCGCAGUGCCGUGGCUCAUGUUUUCAGUUUGGACAACAACUUGUUCUGCCUGGUCGCUCUUCUGCAACACUACAGCAAGGAAGGACAAAGUGAAGCCAAGACUCGCAAAGCAGUGACAUAUAACUAUGCGUGUAUGCUGUUGUUGUUGGUGGUGCAAAGCUCCAAUGAGCUGCGGAUGAUGGAGCAACAUGCUGCUCCAUUGCUUACUAUAGCGAAGGCUGAUGAAACCAAUGCUAAGCUACAAGAGCUUAGUAAAUGGCUGGAGCCUUUGGAGAAACUGCGUUUUGAGAUCGGCAGCAUCCCAACUGUAUUAGAAUACAUCAAACAGAAUGUGGAAAAUGUGUUGACUCCUGAGGGAACUGGAUUGGUCACUGCUCUCAGGGUGCUCUGCCACAUCGCCUGCCCCCCGCCUGCCGUUGAGGGUCAGCAAAAGGACCUGAAGUGGAGUCUCGCCGGCGUCCAACUGUUCUCUGGGGAGGGUCUAGAUACAUGUGUGCGUGUCUUGCAGAAGCUUUGCGGCGUCCUGCUGCAGCCGUGGCGCUUGCACGGAAACAUGGGCCCCACGCCGCAGCGCUGCACAAUCCUCAGUAUUUGCGUCAGCACGCUGCGGUUGUUGUGCACGAUGCUGAUGGAGCUGCUUCGCGGUGGGGCGUUCCAGUUCAGGGACACGCGUGUGGCCAGCGUGUUGGUGUCGCUACACAUGAUAGUUUGUUCCAUCCCUGCGUCUGGACGACUGGAUGGAGAGGAAGCCAAAGUGCAGGCUCUCAUUGUUGAUGUGCUGCUCACUUUUACGCAAGGUGUAAACGAGGAGGUGACGCAUACAGAGGAAACUCUGGCCAGUAACACAUGGUCUUUGAUGUUGAAGGAGGUCUUGGUGUCUUUACUCAAGUCUCCUGAAGGGCUUUUCUCUGGUCUGACAUUAUUGUCAGAGCUCCUGCCUUUACCACUUCCGAUGCAAAGCACUCAGGUGUUAUCAGUACAAGACGUGGCAAUAGCCUUAAACACAAGAAAGCUUUGGAGCAUGCACAUCCGGGCACAGUGGAUAGUGUUCUAUGAGACCUUGAGAUGUGUGUGCACCACCAGCUGCCCUCCGCUCCUGGCUAUUCUCAGGAGGGUGUGUGUUCAGCUAGCUGACCUCUCUUCACCUACCGCGACACUCAUCAUGAAGACCUUGCUGGAGCUGCUGCUGGAGGAGGUGCAGCCGGUGGAGGGGAAAGUCCUGUGCUGGGGCCAAAUCCUGCGCCUGCUUUCUAUGACUGAUGCACUAGUGUCACAGAGAGCGUGCAAGAGCGCCGUCUUGCACUUGCUGUCUGGAUCAGUGUCUGGAGACGAACAGCUGGUGGAUGUCUUCCCCUUGCUGCUGUCUCUAGUGGUGCCUCCCUCCGACCACUCUUUACAGCAGCAGCAGUGCAGUGAACUGAUGGGAACAAUAUUACAGUCACUAUGUGACCAGGAUAUUUCUCUGGUGACGUCUCAAGCUGGAGAAAGCUGCAUGUCGGAGGUGGAGCUGCUGGCCAAUGCGCUCCCAGGGCGAGAGAUGAUUUCAUCAAUUUGUAUCGCCUUGAUGGAGAUUUUGGGAAACGCAGACAGCAGUGUCCCUCUUCUCCUCACCUGUAUCAGGACUCUGACAUUCCUCACAGAGCAUGAAUAUGGACUUUACCAUCUCAAAUUAGCUUUAAAGAAACACAGUGCAGGGUUAUUCUCACUUUUGAAGAGGUUAGUUUUUCCAUUCAACAAGGACUGUGCAGACCUGCUCUCAGCUUUGAUAGACUUCCUCCGACAGAUUGUCAACACUGACCCAGUGUGUAAUGAGGAGGGCCAAAUAUCUGCUGAGGAGCCGUCCUUCGUUCCUCCUCCUCGGUUGCUGAGCGGCUCUGAGAUGAAAUCUCUCCUGCGAUGGGAAAAGUCUGAGUCACAUCCGCUGCUUACUUUGGAGAGGCAGAUUACGAAACUGUGUAAGGAAGAUGAUGCAUUGGAGACCAUGUUGGAGAGUGUGACUGUCCUGAGGAAAACACUGGAGACGGCAGCAGAUGAGCUGCCUUCAGUGGAUACGGAGCCUAUUUUGCCGGUGCCAGAGACUCUUGGAGCGCAGUUUAAUCACCGGACAGUGUUUAUUCUUUCAGAAGCCCUUGAUGAACAACUCAAAGCAAUGUGGUUCUCUCCAUUCCAAACGGAUGACAUCGAAACUGAACUUGACAUGGUAAAGGUUGACCUGGUGGGUUUAGCCCAAGAAUGUUGUCCAGAACUGGACCUGAGGGCCGAGCUGGAGCGCUCUUACCUGUCAGAGCCCACCUCCCCUGGUCACACCAAGACUCCAAAGGGCUUGCGACUGGGGAAACACAAGCAUGAGACCUUCAUUACAUCAAGUGGAAAAUCCGACUACAUGGAACCUGCUAAAAGAGCACACAUCAUGGCUGCUCCGCGUGGCAGAGGAGGUCGCGGGGGCUUUGGACAGAAUCUGUGCAGGCCCCAUGACAUCUUCCGCCAGCGUAAACAGAACACUUCCCGUCCUCCCAGCAUGCACGUGGACGACUUUGUGGCAGCGGAGUUCAAAGACAUUACCACCCCAAUCGGACUUUUGCCUCUUAAGCGGCCUAUUAAAAGCUCCCCCAAGCUCCCGACCAGAGGACUCUUUACUGGAAACCGGGGCAGGGCCACCUUCCACAACCAAACUCGCUUUUUCACGCCACCACAACCUAAAAGUGUACUACUGUCUGGUAACUACCCCCGCAGGGAGGGAGGCCGAGGAGGCUCAUCAUGGAGCGGCCAAGUCCCGGCAGUCACUCACAGAGGAACCUACAGUGAACCUCGCGGAGGCCAAGGCAACUUCACACGAGGACCUUUGCCCUCCAGACAACUUCCUGCUAAUGCAUAUCGCCUGGCUCCACGUGAUCGCGCACCACGCGGCAGAGGAGGCACAGGGCUGUCGUGGCUUGGUGGAGGAGGAGGAGGAGGCGGGGGCAACCCGGGCGGAGGAGGAGGAGGAGGCGGAGGAGGCAGAGGAUCCCAGAUGAGCAAAUUUAGCGGUGGGGGAGGAAGCGGAGGCGGCAGGGGCCGACACGUCCGCUCCUUCACCAGGUAAAUCCACCUGGGCAUUGACUCAAGCCUCUUAGGGCUCCAAAUGGACCAAUCAGGAUCUUGUAUGUGCCGUCUUCAUGGAAACGCGUCCGUGGUGAUCAUAAUGUCAUUUAUUUUGUGUUGUUUGAUUUUAUGUUGUCUUAUUCAGAAUUAAAGUUCAUAGUAAUUGA